UGCCGGCGGCGGAGCGCUGCCGCGGGGCAUGGCCCUGGCCCCGGCCCCGGCCGUGGGGGCCGGUCCCCCGCCGGGGGGCACCUCGGCCGGGGAGAUGGAGCGCUACUACUGCCUGCUGCGGGCCGCCGCGCUGCUGGAGGCCGCCGCCGCCGCCGAAACCGCAAUACCCAUCUGUGCAAAGGACAUCAGUGAUGAUUUGAUGAAAGAGUUUGCUUUUCUUUCUGGUGGCCGAGGGAAAGACAAGGCUUGGAUUAUCACCCUCCCCGACAACGCUCGCUUCAACGAGGUGCCCGAGGAGAUCGUAUCUAAAGUCUUAACAUACCUAACGUCAGUCCCGAGUCAACAUGACUCUGACACCAAAUUUAUCCUAAUCCUGGAUAGAAGAUUGGACACAUGGACAUCGGUCAAAAUGACUCUCCAAAAAAUAGCAGCAUCUUUCCCAGGGAACCUGCACUUAGUGAUGGUUCUUCGUCCCACGGGGUUUUUCCAGCGCACCUUCACUGACAUUGGAUUUCGGUUCAGCCAGGAGGAUUUUCUGCUCAAGUUACCGGUUGUUAUGCUGAGCUCGGUUAGCGACCUGCUGACAUACAUUGAUGAACAGCAAUUAACCCCGGAGUUUGGAGGCACCCUGGAGUACUGCCACAGCGAGUGGGUCAUCUUCAGGACUGCAAUAGAGAGUUUUGCACUAACAGUGAAGGAAAUUGCCCAGAUGUUACAAUCCUUUGGCACGGAGCUGGCAGAGACCGAGCUACCGGACGACAUGUAUUCAAUCGAGCGCAUCCUGGCCCUGCGCACGGAAAAGUACUACCAGCUCAAGGAAGAUAUUACAGCAGUCACAAAAGAGGGAAACUUGCUUCUGAGCAGUUUUGAAGAGCCCGUCUCUGGGGAGUGCAGUCAGGACCAACACCGCGAGAGGCCUGGGGACUGGGAGACUGUGAAUCGGUUACUUGGUCAGCUGCAUGAGAUGGAGACUGCUUUUGAUGGCUUCUGGGAAAAACAUCAGUUAAAAAUGGAGCAAUAUUUACAACUGUGGAAGUUUGAGCAAAGUUUUCAAGAGGUCAAGAAUGCCAUUGAAUUUUUAAUGAGUCAGCAAGCAGAGCUGCCCGACACUGGCGACAGUGUCCCCCAAGUAAAACAGAGGCUCAAGGACUUGGGUCAUUUCGAUGGUAUGGCUCAGGAUCUGAUAGGGAAGGCUCAGGUGGUGAUACUACACGGACACCAGCUAGCAGCAAAUCAUCACUACGCACUCAACUUAAUCUGCCAGCAAUGCAAUGAGCUGCGGCACCAUUCUGAUGUCUUGUCUGAUGAGAUCAAAAGGAAGCAGAUGCGACUGCAGAAGACCUUGGAUCUUCAUACCCGCCUUCAGCAGGCUCUGCAGUGCUGCGAUGAAGGAGCCUACCUGCUCGCCAACCAGCAGAUGGAUAAGUGCCAGUCUAAAGAAGGCGCUCAGAAAGCUCUCCAGGACAUAGAACGAUUUCUUGAAAGCUCUUCAGCCUACUUAAACUAUGAUCCCCAAGCCCUACACUACGAUUUUGAGUCGGUCUUAACAUCUGAAUUGAAGUGCCAGAUACAGUCAGUGCAGGUCAAGCUCGAAAACGUUCGAAGCAUGUUUGAGAAUCGGCAGUCUUGCUUCAAGAAGCUGUUGGAUAAACACGUGCGGCCUGUCCAAUUAGUAGCCCCUCGGCCAGAAAAUCCACCGAGAUCAAAAUCACCAUUAUUCUCUCCUAAACAUGGUGUGGAUUUUAAUUCCAGUUUGAAAUUUUCAUUUGAUCUCUCUCUCCCUGGGAAGAAAACAUCAAGAAAAACUCCAAGUUCUCGCAAGAUCGAAGUAAUGCACGACUAUCAGGAAAAAAGGAACUCCUUGCAGUAUUUUAUUUCAGACAGUGAUGACAACUUAGAUAUACUAAAAGGCCAUGUCAUAAAUGAGCUUAUAGAAACUGAGAGAGUGUACGUAGAGGAACUCUUCACUGUUUUGACGGGCUACAGGGCUGAGAUGGAUAACCCCGCCAUGCUCAUCCUCAUGCCUCCCAUGCUGAGGAACAGGAAGGACGUCCUCUUUGGAAACAUGCCCGAGAUAUACGACUUCCACAACAAAAUUUUCCUGCACAGUUUGGAAAGCUGCCUGGGAGCACCCGAGCGAGUGGGAUUUUGUUUCCUAGACAGGCGAGAGGAUUUCCAGAUGUAUGAGAAAUACUGCCAGAACAAGCCCCGGUCGGAGUCCCUGUGGAGGCAGUGCUCCGAAAGCACCUUCUUCCAGGAAUGCCAAAGAAAAUUAGAGCACAAACUCGGGCUGGAUUCCUAUUUGCUCAAACCAGUGCAGCGCCUGACGAAAUACCAGUUACUUCUGAAGGAGUUGCUAAAGUACAGCACGAGCUGUGAUGGAGUUCAGGAACUUCAAGAAGCUCUGGUUGCAAUGUUGGAUUUGCUAAAGUCAGUCAAUGACUCUAUGCAUCAGAUUUCAAUAACAGGAUAUGAUGGUGACCUGAGCGAACUGGGGAAAGUAUUGAUGCAAGGAUCUUUCAGUGUUUGGACAGGACACCGAAAAGGUCCGACAAAAAUGAAGGAUCUUGCCAGGUUCAAGCCAAUGCAGAGGCAUCUGUUCCUGUACGAGAAAGCUCUGGUCUUCUGCAAGAAGCGAGAGGAGCAUGGAGACGGAUAUGACAAAACCUCAUCUUACAGUUUUAAGCAUUUUUUGAAAAUGAAUGCAGUUGGAAUAACUGAGAACGUGAAAGGAGAUCAUCGGAAAUUUGAAAUCUGGUAUAGUGGGCGAGAAGAGGUCUAUGUCGUGCAGGCCCAAACAGUAGAUCUGAAGAUGGCAUGGUUGAAUGAAAUAAGAAAAAUUUUGUUCAAGCAGCAGGAGCUUAUAAAAGUGGAGAAGCAGCAGCCCAGCUCGUGCACAGACCAGCUCCCGCUCUCCUCCCAGCUGAGCGACGGAAAGCAGCAGAGAGCUUCCAUAAGCUCAGAAGAGAAUGACUCAGAGCGCACCAGCCCAGUGAUGCUGGACAGUGGGCUCCUGUCCCCCCAAAACAAGCCCCACAGAAGCUGGCCGGGAAUGUCACAGUCCCUGGAAAUCUGCGAGGGGCUGGAGGAGUGGUCGGGUAACCAGUACCUCUCCAAUUGCUCGGACACCGAGGAGGAGGACGGGAACCAGCUGUCUCCAGGAAAAUACAAAGCCCUUGCAGACUGCAAGAGGAGAGGAUCAGAGGACCUGCUGGUGAAAAACGGGGAUGAAAUUCAGCUUUUGCAUGAAGAUGGUGAGGGACAGUGGUUGGUGAAAAACCUAAACAGAAGAAAAGAAGGCUGGAUUCCUGUCCACAGCCUGCAGAUAGUAGUUGGUGACUGCAGAUUUCGGAAUGCCAAAGUCGCAGUGCCCGAAGGACGGAGCUUGCGUGUCCUCUGUUCCUGCUGGCCAGGGCAGUGGGGAUCGUCCUCUCGACUGCGGUGAGCCUGGGGCAACCCUCGACGUGGCUGCCUAGGCCACGUGGUUUGAAUCUGCCUGGUAAGAGUAUUGUACGUGGCUGAACUCCUGAGCUCUUGCAGGCUGGCCUAAGCAUGUUGGCUGAAAUGCGCAAGUUUUGUCUAAGUUCUGUUUAAAAUGCCACUUGCAGUUUUGCAGAUGCAGCGCAGCUGUUUGCACUAUUACUCAUGCACUUUAAUGAUUGCAGCCGCAGGCUUUCGUAUUUAUGCAGGGUCCAUUAAAGGUAAUGUUGAUUUCUUUUUGGCCUUUGAAACGUAAAGCAGGGUCUCCUCGUCCAACCUGCGAAGCCAGUCAGCUUCACAGAACAGCUAUUUUGUAACGCUAUAGAAAACCAUUUUGAGCCUGACAAAAUAAGGAGCCUAGAGAAGACAGCAGCUGGCCGCGCUGUGAUAAUCAAGUGAUAGAUGAUGGAAAUGAGUCAAACCCUGUGGUCCUGCCUUAGACAAGGCUCCCGCUGAAGCUAGUGGGAGUUCGGCUUUUAGGGAGAACUUCAGGAGUGCACUUAUCUUUUUUUUUAUGUUAUACAAAUGUUACAUGAUUACAGGGAACAAUGUAUUUCUUGGAAUAAGAUGCUUUAAUAUUAACAUCAUUCUUCAUUACUUUAUAGAUGCUGCCCUGUGUAACACGAGAAAGUUUAGUUCCCCUUGAAUUAAGGGUGAACUAGCAGCAUCCUAUUUUCGAUGCUCUUUGGAAGCUUUCAACUAAGUGUUACAGAGAAAUAGCACAAUAGUUGGAGUUGUCCUGUACUAUUCAUCACAUUCACAGACCUCCACAGCUUCAUCUGCACUGAACGGGACUGGGGUCCUAAGCAGCUUCUCAUAGUCAUAAAGGAAGCCAUUCUCUGCUCUUUCUUUUUUUUCUCCUAUGGAAAGUACAGUAUUUUAUUAUUUUUACCUGCUGUUUUUCCAUGACAUCCAUCACGUUUCAUCAGAGAAGUACACUACAGUUUCCUGACACUUUGUUUAGAUGCUUGAAAUUUCCUCUACAGGUUGAAGGCUUUACCUACUUACUAGCUGACAACUGUUGAAGUUGGUUGCAAAUAAAAGAGUUGAGUUUUGGUAAACCAAAAAAAAAAAAAAAACAAAAACCAAAACCAAACCAAAAACCAAACGAAGCUGUAUGUCCUGCUUAAUUGAUUUUAUGGAUGGGUUUUUCUUAAAUAUCUACUUCAGCUAUGUGAAUGUAAUGUUCUGUAAGAGCAUCAUCUGGCUGACUCACAUGCGAAGAUGCAAUAACGCUAAAGAUCCUCUUUUUGCACUUAGGGUCUGACUCCAGCCCAUUGCAGUCAGUCCCAUUGAUUUCAAUGAGGUUUGGAUCAGGUCAAACUGACAACUCAGGGUUGUCGCCAAUCACUUAGGGUCCCAAAGCGUCCCAAGGCUGAAACCUGUAUCUAGCAAGUGUUGAAGUUUACAUUAAAUGUAUGUACUUUUGGAACACGUGCCAUAAAUCAAAGUUAAAUGUCCAUGUUUGCACUAAGGAUCUUCUUGUGAUAAGACUGUACUUUUCAGCAUCUUUAACAAUAAUGUAUCUCUUGAAUUUUUGAGAAAGAAAAAGGAAUAUUGAACACUCAUAAUUUAAUUUUGUGUUUCUUUGUCUAGUUUUGCUUUUGUAGAACAUAGGUACAGGUGGUUUAACUUUUAAGCAGAUGUGUGCAAAGAGCAUCUGACUGUGUUAAGAGCAGGGUUAAUAGUAUGCAUGCGGUAGUGAAUUUGCUCUGUCCCGUCAAAAUGAAACGUUUUAUACCGUGGACUAAAGGGGGACCUUUAUGAUCUGACUUUGAUUUGUGAACCAUAGAUUCUUAGACACAGUACGAAGUUGUUAAGUUAAAACAUUCUGGGGUAUUUUUUGGGGUGACCAUUUUUGUGCAAAGGAAUUGUUGAACUAUGUGAUGGCUGUGAUUGCCAGGGGGGUUCCCCCACCACACUGGUGGGCUUUUCUCCAGUUUGGGUGGGCAGUAUUGCAGAUAACCCCUGUACACCCUCAAAAAUGUGACCACCUGAAUCUGAACUGAGCAACGCUGCAAGACCUAGAAAGAGCCCAGUGUUCUUCAGCUGCUGGCAAUCAUAGCAGAGAGGGUUUAAGUCACGGAAGGUUAUUUCUAUCUACUUUAAAAUUGGUCACAAUGCACUUGCUAGGUGGAAAAGUAGGAGUCUCUUAAGUUACUGUCGGGGCUGUUUAUAGUGGUAACAAUUGUGGUUAACAGUACACAUUUUGAGGUACAACUGUAAAUAUUUGUCUCAAACAUAGCACACAUUGCAUAUUAAGUGGUUUUAAUCUUUUUUGUCUUCCAUAGUUUUAAAACUAAGCUUUUAUUAAUUUAUGAGGUUGAUAAGUUCUGCAAAUCUGAAUGUACAGUCUGAGAUUUUUAACAUUUGAAACUUUGCACAUGACAUGGUAUGUUACCUUCAGUAUGCUGUUGAACUAGGCUCUUCAUGUAUAUGUAUAAAUUACAGUAGAGAAUUUUCUCUGACUGCAAGUUUAAAUGAACUAUAUUGUAUAUGUACCUGUAAAAAAAUGUGUUAAAUCUAUAUUUAAAGAUUAAAAACUUGUUAAAUAAA
Aquila chrysaetos chrysaetos is the source of this 6036-nucleotide messenger RNA. It is a transcript of the gene MCF2, whose product is annotated as MCF.2 cell line derived transforming sequence. Gene Ontology annotation, cellular component: cytoplasm. Gene Ontology annotation, biological process: dendrite development; intracellular signal transduction. The record is from RefSeq and is a predicted model, not a curated record. Bases 29 to 3445 code for a protein of 1138 amino acids. Gene Ontology annotation, molecular function: guanyl-nucleotide exchange factor activity; protein binding. NCBI's taxonomy places the organism in Eukaryota, Metazoa, Chordata, Aves, Accipitriformes, Accipitridae. The transcript is spliced from 30 exons.